This is a messenger RNA of Galleria mellonella (greater wax moth), 1429 nucleotides long. Its product is annotated as epoxide hydrolase 4-like. Gene Ontology annotation, molecular function: hydrolase activity. The transcript is spliced from 6 exons. The record is from RefSeq and is a predicted model, not a curated record. Lineage: Eukaryota; Metazoa; Arthropoda; Insecta; Lepidoptera; Pyralidae. Bases 90 to 1118 code for a protein of 342 amino acids.
CGUGUACACUAUGAUACAGUUGGAGACGCGGUGCCGCUGUGUUCAGACGCGCGCGUUUUAGAUUUUUUCAUUUAGUAUAAAACUGAAUUAUGAGCGAGUUAACAAAAACUGUUGCACUUUUCGUUCUUUCUAACUAUUUUACUAUUUUAUAUAGUAUUUUAGCUUUAUGGACACUUACCCUUAAUUAUGUUAAGAACAUUUUUUUAAGUUCAUCUUCACAGAAAAGGAAGUUGGAACCGCCUGCCUGCCUUUUUGAUCCAAAAUAUGGGUUACAUAAAUAUAUAAAAGUAAAUAAUGUAAAACUACAUUAUGUCGAAAGUGGAGACUCGUCGAAGCCUCUCAUGUUAUUUCUGCACGGCUUUCCCGAAUUUUGGUAUUCAUGGCGGCACCAAAUUGUUGAGUUCCAAAAAGACUACUGGUGCAUUGCUAUUGACAUGCGAGGUUAUGGAGACUCUGAGAGACCAGAGAAGGUUUCUGAUUAUAAAUUGGAUAUACUUGUGGAAGAUGUUAGAGAUUUGAUUCGUCAAUUAGGCCGUGAAAAAUGUAUCCUCGUCUCUCAUGAUUGGGGUGGUAUUAUUGCCUGUCGAUUCCGUGAUGUCUACCCUGAGGUUUUAGAUGCUGUAAUUUUAUUGGCUAGUAUAUCACGCGAAUCUUGGUUCAAAUGUGUAUUCAGUGAUUUUAAACAAAUGAUGAAGUCAUGGUAUGUCUUCUUCUUCCGAAUGCCGUAUAUACCAGAGCAACUAUUACAACUGAAUAAUUUGAAUGUAUUUGACAAAUCAAUGCUGGUUCCAGGCAAAGACUCUAUUACAAGUAAAGAUAUUGAAUGUUACAAAUACUGGUUUGCCAAAGAUUUUGCCUUCACUUAUCCUAUUAAUUACUACCGAGCAAAUUUUGCGUACAGUCUGCCAGAAAAACAUUUAGAGGAGAACGUUCCGAUGUUAGUAGCUCAUGCCGAAAACGACUUGUACAUAAGACACUCCAUUUUAGAUAUGAUGAAGAAGCAGUACGAUUAUAUUGAAACUACUAUAGUCAAGGACUGUCGCCAUUUCUUACAACAAGAAGAGCCGGAAAAAGUGAACAAGAUCAUUAGGGAAUUCCUUAUAAAAUAUAAACUGUAAAUUAUAAAUAUAUAAUAUCUAAUAUAUGUGAUUAUACUUAUACUUUGAACUAUAUAUGUGACUACUUUGUAUGUGAAUGUUCGAAUGGUAGUUACAUAUCAUAAUAGUACUUUGUUUUAUACUUGUUUGUUGUGACAUUAUACUUAUUUUUAUUAAAUUAGGGUAUAUUUUUAUAUUAAGUUGAAUUUAGAUUUUAAGUUUAGAAGAAACGUUGUGAAAAUACAGUAACGAAUUAGUCAGUACGAAAUCUGACAAAAAAUAUUAUUUAUUGCCUGUAUAUGUUUUAAGUACGACUAAAAGGUUCGAAUAAA